CAUUCUAAUUUCCUGGUGUCCCAUUCAUUUCUGUCCCCAAAAUGGCGAACGUAGCUGCUGCUGCUGCUGCUGCGGCUGCCGCAGCCGCUGCUGCCGCCGCGAAUAGAGAUCCAGCCGUUGACCGUUCCUUACGAUCAGUGUUUGUGGGAAACAUUCCGUAUGAAGCCACAGAAGAACAGCUGAAAGACAUCUUUUCCGAAGUCGGACUUGUUGUCAGCUUCAGGUUAGUAUAUGACAGAGAGACAGGAAAGCCAAAGGGAUAUGGCUUCUGUGAAUAUCAAGACCAGGAGACAGCUCUCAGUGCCAUGCGGAACCUGAACGGGAGAGAGUUCAGCGGUCGGGCUCUCCGUGUUGACAACGCAGCCAGUGAAAAAAACAAGGAAGAGCUUAAAAGUUUGGGAACAGGAGCCCCCAUUAUUGAGUCUCCUUAUGGAGAUAGUGUCCAACCAGAGGAGGCCCCAGAGUCCAUCAGCAGAGCUGUGGCCAGUCUGCCUCCAGAGCAGAUGUUUGAACUUAUGAAACAGAUGAAGCUGUGUGUGCAGAACAGUCCCCAGGAGGCAAGGAACAUGCUGCUGCAGAACCCUCAGCUGGCUUAUGCUCUGUUGCAGGCCCAAGUGGUCAUGCGGAUUGUUGACCCCGAGAUCGCCUUGAAAAUGCUCCACCGUCAAACUACAGUCCAGCCCCUGAUUCCCAGCGGACAGGGUGGAGGAGCACCGCCAGUCAAUCCACCUCCUGCACAGCCCAGUGUGCCAGUGUCUCAGCCGCAGCCUGUGCCUGGAAUGCAUGUCAACGGAGCCCCUCAAAUGAUGCAGCCCCCCAACAUGGGUGUUGUCCCUGGACCAAUGCCUGGACCGGGCCCGGGACCAGGACCAGUUGGACCUCCAGGAAACCUUCAGCAUUCUCCCACAGGAUCGUCUGGGCAAGCUGCUAUCGAGCGUCCUCAAGGACCAGGUGGAAUCCCCCCCAGAGGCCUGCUGGGAGAUGGUCCUAAUGAUCCCAGAGGAGGAACUCUGCUGUCUGUCACUGGAGAGGUCAUAGACCCCAACCGGGGCUACAUGGCAGCUCCACCGCCCCACCAAGCCCCACCUGUACACAUGGGUCAAAUGGCAAGUGGACCCCCUCCAGAUAUGAGAGGACCUCCGAUGGACAUGAGAGGCCCACCCAUGGGUGAACCGCGAAACAUGAUGGGUGACCCCAGAGGGCCCCCGAUGAUGGAGCCACGGGGGCCUCCGAUGGAAACCAGAGGUCGUGACCCGAGGGCGAUGGACGCUCGUGGGCCAGUGGCGGCACAGAGGGUUCCCAUGGCAGGAGCGAUGCAAGGGCCAGUUCCUCAUAGCAUGGGUCCAAACGCUCCUCCGCCUGCAAGACCGGGUCCUGGUCUUUCUGGUGCUCCACCAUCAGGAGGCGGCUUCAGUCCAGGGCAGAGCCAGGUCUCCACACAGGACCAGGAGAAGGCUGCCCUGAUCAUGCAAGUCCUGCAGCUGACCCCAGAACAGAUCGCCAUGUUGCCCCCAGAGCAGCGGCAGAGCAUCCUCAUCCUCAAAGAGCAGAUUCAGAAGACUGCAGGAGGGGCGCCAUGACAGUCCCGACUGAGAAAAGAGACAGAGGACUCCACAACGACCCGUCACCUUCAGCUUCAACAUGUCUGAAGACACCUCAUCUUAGUUUGGAAAAUUGUAUAGUUCUUUUUUUAAAUCGUAUUGUCUGUUUUCGGUAUGAAAGAGUAAAGUGGGUGCUUGUGGAUUCAAAAACAAGCAACACUUUUGAAAGGAUGAUGAUGGCGGUGAAUGCUGAACAGAGCUGAAAUGUCAUGAGGUUUCAUUCUUUCCCUCCAGAGCCAACUGUUUUCAUGUUAUUGCUCUGAUUGUCUGGAUAUUGUUUUGUCAAUAAAAAUGGAAAAAGAG
Molecule: messenger RNA, 1904 nt
Organism: Seriola aureovittata
Lineage: Eukaryota; Metazoa; Chordata; Actinopteri; Carangiformes; Carangidae
Gene: cstf2
Product: cleavage stimulation factor, 3' pre-RNA, subunit 2
Exons: 14
Coding region: 42-1580 (512 amino acids)
Biological process (GO): mRNA 3'-end processing
Cellular component (GO): mRNA cleavage and polyadenylation specificity factor complex
Molecular function (GO): mRNA binding
Source: RefSeq, a predicted model, not a curated record